Messenger RNA from Durusdinium trenchii, 1275 nucleotides. Lineage: Eukaryota; Dinophyceae; Suessiales; Symbiodiniaceae. The record is from the annotation of a GenBank genome assembly.
AUGCCGGGCCACAUCGAUUUUGGAGUCCACGAUGUCGAGCUGCUGUCCCGCUUCACGCGAUCCAUUUCUUUGAAGACUCCAAUUGCAUCCAGCCCUAUGGACACCGUCACGGAAUCGGCAAUGGCCAUCGCAAUGGCUUUGGAGGGGGGAAUUGGGAUCAUCCAUUCCAAAAUGUCCAUAGAACGACAAGCUGCAGAAGUCAGGAGUGUCAAAAGAUACGAGCAGGGCUUCAUCAGCAAUCCAGCAUGUAUCUCUGCAAAGAUGACCUGUGGUGAGCUCAUAAAGCUACAAGAGAAGUGUGGCUUUUCUGGCUUUCCUGUCACAGAUAUCAUGACAAAGGCGGCAGACCUGAUCACAGCCAAAGAGGGCAUCGCAUUGAGGGAAGCCAAUCAGAUCUUGAGCAACUCCAAAAAGGGCAAGCUUCCGAUCGUCAACCCUGCAGGUGAAAUCGUGGGCUUGCUGGCUCGAAAGGAUCUCAUUAAGAACCAAGACUUCCCCUGUGCGUCACAGGAUCAAAACAAGAAUUUGCUGGCGGCGGCUGCUGUUAGCGUUUUGGCGGAUGACCGGAAAGAGCGUGUCAAAGCCUUGGUUGAAGCUGGCACGGAUGCUAUUGUAUUCGACAAUAGGCAGGGGGACAAUGAAGACCAGCUGGAAAUCAUCCGCUGGACAAAAAGCGAGUUCCCGAAGAUGCAGGUCAUUGGAGGAAAUGUAGUUACGCGAAGACAGGCAAAGAACCUGCUUGACGCUGGAGUUGAUGCCUUGCGUGUUGGCAUGGGUAUCAGCUCAGUUUCCACGGCUCACAAGGAUCGUGGAUGCGGCCGAGCGCAGGCCAGUGCAGUGUACAACGUAGCAAAGAUAGCCCGUGUUUAUGGCGUUCCAGUCAUUGCUGAUGGCGGAAUCAGCAGCCCGGGGCACAUUGUGAAGGCAUUGUGCUUGGGUGCUGAGGCUGUUAUGUGUGGCAGCUUGCUAGCUGGGACAGAGGAAUCACCGGGAGAGUACUUUUAUGCUGAUUCUGGCACUCGCUUGAAGGCCUAUAGCGGCAUUGCUUCUUCUGGUGUUCGCGGUGCCGUACAAGACAAGGGCUCUCUACACAAGUACAUGCCCUACUUGAACCAGUCUGUCCGGCACGGCAUGCAAGAUAUUGGUGCAAAAUCUGUGCCGGACUUGAUAGACAGGGCCUUAGGAAGUCCAGAUUGUGUGCUCAACUGGCAGUUGAAUUGGACUUUUUCGGCCAUGGGCAAAACUGAUACCCAAGCAAGACCUAUAUUUAAAUAA